Pundamilia nyererei is the source of this 779-nucleotide messenger RNA. It is a transcript of the gene c25h12orf75, whose product is annotated as chromosome 25 C12orf75 homolog. Lineage: Eukaryota; Metazoa; Chordata; Actinopteri; Cichliformes; Cichlidae. The record is from RefSeq and is a predicted model, not a curated record. Bases 22 to 210 code for a protein of 62 amino acids. The transcript is spliced from 6 exons.
CGGUGGCUGCAUCGAUGCAAAAUGGGUUGUGGCAAUUCCUCAGCCACCAGCACCACAGGAGGGGGGCCAGCAGAAGCCUCCAAAGAUGUGACAGAAGAUCCCUCAGCAGAAGAUGAGAAAAGAAGGAACUAUGGUGGUGUGUAUGUAGGUCUGCCAGCAGACCUAACGACUGUGGCUGCCAGCCAGUCCAAAGCUACACGUAAAGACUAGCAACCAUUCAAGGAAACGCACAAGAGGAUCCUGCAUAUUAAUUUACGUACAAACAGUCACAUUACAAGCAAAGAGCAUGUAAGCCCUCUGAUUCUGCCCCACCACAGACUGAAUAAAGUCUCAGGCACUAGUACUCUACGAAGAUGUGGACGGCCUGCAGGGGCUGGGGGGAUGUUCCCUCACAGAGUAAUGGGUGGCAAAGUGAAACAGAGGUGCACAUCAGAGGCCUGCAAAGGGAUUGUAUCAUCGCCCUUUACUUUGCAAAUACUAGGAAAGCACUCAAUCUGGGACUAGCAGCUAUGGACAGCGGCACCGGACUUAUCAACAGUCAUCUGGAUUUCUCGGUCAAUUCACUGGAAAUUUCUCUUUCUCAGGAGGAGACAGAUGAUCCAGCCAACUUACUAAAUAACUGGGUGGGGGCUGACACACUCCCAACAGCCCUCUGCAAUAAUAAUCACUGCUCAGUUAUUUCUCUAAAACACCAUCAAUGAUUCAUUGUGUGGCAGGGACAGAGUUAUAGAGAGACAGAGAUAAACCAGAGUUUCACUCACUCACACACACACACACAC